Choloepus didactylus (southern two-toed sloth) is the source of this 600-nucleotide messenger RNA. RefSeq lists its product as uncharacterized. The record is from RefSeq and is a predicted model, not a curated record. NCBI's taxonomy places the organism in Eukaryota, Metazoa, Chordata, Mammalia, Pilosa, Megalonychidae.
AUGGCUGCAGCCGGCCCCCUGCGCACCGAGCGCGUCGUCCUCUCCGAGCCAAACAGUGGAGUGGAAGAGCCGGCCGGGGCCGGAGGAAGAGGCCGGAGGCGGGGCGAGAGGAGCCGGGGAUCCGCCGGGGCCGAACCUGGCGCUUCAGCCCGCGCUGCCUGCCGCGCGCUGACGGCCUGGGGAGGUGCGGGGGGCGCUGGCGCCGCAUCCCUGGCUCUUCCUGGCGGGUCGGGACGGUGUCGGGCUGGCUUGACCGAGCCUGAGCUCGGCGCCGAAUCGGGGUUGAGCCAGUCGCAGCAAGAGGACUUGCCCGACCAGGGCUUUCCCGGGCGCGGCCUCUCCAGGUUUUAGAUGCGUCCCGGCCGAUCGCUCCCUAGUUGCCCAGCCUGGAAGCUUCGGGAGAUUGCGCUUAGAGACCAGACCUCGGUCUCCAGACUCGGUGGCAGAAACUGGCGAUCCAGCCCAGCCGUUCAUCACCGAGGGCUCCGGCUCCCACCCGAGAAGGCGCUGGGGAGAGACGGGUGGGGAUGGCUCAAGUGUCCACACCUAAAAAGGGUGCCGAUUUUCCUUCCAUUUCUUUUGGGGGGGGGGGGUGAGGGU